Messenger RNA from Tinamus guttatus (white-throated tinamou), 975 nucleotides. Lineage: Eukaryota; Metazoa; Chordata; Aves; Tinamiformes; Tinamidae. The record is from RefSeq and is a predicted model, not a curated record.
AUGUGCAAGCUCUUCACACAGGAGAGCCUGCACGCCGACAGCGGCGCCGACUGCAUCAGCCUGGAGCUGCGCGAGCCCGACGGCGCCCUCGUCACCCUCACGGCCGACUUCAGGCAGGAGGUGAAGAUAUUUCGUGCCUUAAUCUUAGGGGAGCUGGAGAGGGGCCAGAGUCAAUUCCAAGCGCUCUGCUUCGUCACGCGGCUUCACCGCAACGAGAUCAUCCCCAGCGAGUCUAUGGCCAAGCUGCGGCAGAAAAACCCCAGGACAGUGCGGCAGGCCGAGGAGGUUCGGGGCCUGGAACAUCUCCGCAUGGAUGUAGCUGUCAACUUCAGCAAAGGUGCCCAACUGAGCUCUCACAUUCACAAUGUCUGUGCAGAGGCCAAAGAAGCCAUUUACACUCGAGAGGAAGAUGUGAAAUUUUGGCUGGAAAAAGGGGUGGAUGGCUCCAUGUUCGAGGUCCUGCCUCAGACUUCAGACCUCCCUGACCUGCAGCGCUGCAAGCUGUGCACAGACCGCUGGAAACCCUGCAUCUGCAGCUACUCGCUCAGCAUCGAGUGGUACCCGUGCAUGCUCAAGUACUGCAAGACUCGGGAUGCUGGGGGCAAGGUUUCUUCUUAUAAGUGCGGCAUCCGCAGCUGUCAGAAGGGCUACACCUUUGAUUACUAUGUGCCGCAGAAGCAGCUGUGCCUGUGGGACGAGGAGACCUAGCAGUGCCGGGUCAGGCCUUUUCAAGGGGCAGUUUAUUUGCCUUCUGCCCCCCCUUUUAUGAUUCUAAGGGGCAUCCUGGAGUUGGCCGCUCCAAAGAAGGAAUAUGUUCUGCAGAGGUGCCUUGUACGAGGAGAGCUUUGUGUGUGCCUUUCCUUCUGGCCCCCUGCAAACCCUCUCCCCACCUAACACUGCCUCAUACUGUGAUAAGCAGCUUUAGCUCACUGCAUGUUAAUGCUCUCCUGACAGCUGCCAGGAGAGGCUGCCUCC